Messenger RNA from Doryrhamphus excisus (bluestripe pipefish), 788 nucleotides. RefSeq names its product NK3 homeobox 1 (gene nkx3-1). Gene Ontology annotation, biological process: cell differentiation; regulation of transcription by RNA polymerase II. NCBI's taxonomy places the organism in Eukaryota, Metazoa, Chordata, Actinopteri, Syngnathiformes, Syngnathidae. Gene Ontology annotation, molecular function: RNA polymerase II cis-regulatory region sequence-specific DNA binding; DNA-binding transcription factor activity, RNA polymerase II-specific. The record is from RefSeq and is a predicted model, not a curated record. Gene Ontology annotation, cellular component: nucleus.
GUAUGUGUGUGUGUGUGUGUGAGGGCAUGUGUGAAGAACAGGCUGCUGCUAACAGCCUGUGACACCAAGGAGGCCGCUCACUCAUCGCACCACUGGAUGGUAAUAUGUCUGAUCCGGUCAAACCUCGGACAUCCUUCCUGAUAGAGGACAUCCUCUCCAUGAAAGACAAUGCUGGAAAAUGCUGUUCACAGACGACGGACAAAUGGGAAGAGGAAGCUAAAAAGUUGUCAGAGUCGACGUUUGUCGAGCAGACAGCUGCAUCACUGGACAAUACCUGUCCUAGCAUGUCCGAGUCCAACAGCUUCGCAUCAACGGGAAAACCCAAACGCUCCCGAGCAGCGUUCACACACCUCCAAGUGCUGGAACUGGAGAAGAAAUUCAACCACCAGAAGUACCUGUCAGCCCCAGAGAGAGCUCACCUGGCCAGCCAGUUAAGACUGACCGAGACCCAGGUGAAGAUCUGGUUUCAGAACCGCAGGUACAAGACAAAGAGAAAGCAGCAAGCGUCUGAGUUCUGGAAAGACACGUACAAAGUAGAUGGACUGGACCCAACAGCUCUCAUCAGUACCUUCUGCAGGGCGUACCAGUGCAGACCAUACUUGUGGGACUACGGGGGGCCCUGGAGACCUGCGAUGUGGUGAAAAUGACUUGAAGAUCAAAUAAAAUGUUGCAAAUCUGUUAUUUGAUUAAAUCAUAAUAGUGUGUAUAUUUUAUAUUUUGGCCCAGGAUGUAUUCGUAUAAAUAAGUUGUUCCAUUGCGGAUGUGAAAAUAAACAUUACAUCACUUAA